AUGGCAGAGUACAAGCAGAUCCUCAACAAGAUGCGCAACACGAUCAUCGCCUUUCCGCUGCCCGACGACUCGCACACCACCCCGACCGGGUCCAGCUACCGCUCCCUCGUGUGGAAGCUGCUCCUCGACAUCCGCACCACGCCCGUAGCCCCCUACCUCGAGCUCGUGUCCAAGGGCAAAUCCCCCGCCCACGACAAGAUCCGCAACGACACGUUCCGCACCCUCGCCACCGACCAGGGCUUCAAGGAGCGCGUCAAGGAGGAAAAGCUCAUCCGCCUGCUAGAGGCGUUCGUGUGGAAGUACUGCGACAGCGAGGAUCCGCACCUCGUCUACGACUUCACCUACGUCCAGGGAAUGAAUGUCCUCGCAGCUCCCUUUCUCUACACGCUGCCCAGCGAGCUCGAGGCCUUCUACGCCUUCAGCCGCUUCAUCGAGACGUGCUGCCCGCUCUACGUCCAGCCCACCCUCGCCGGCGUGCACAAGGGACUGCAGCUCCUGGAUCGGUGCCUGGAACGUCUGGACCCCUCGCUCUACACGCAUCUGCGGUCCAAGAACCUCUCCGCCGAAAUCUACGCCUUUCCCUCCGUCCUGACGCUGUGCGCCUGCACGCCCCCGCUGCCCGAGGUGCUGCAGCUGUGGGACUUUCUCCUCGCCUUUGGCGUCCACUUCAACGUCCUCUGCAUCGUGGCCCAGCUGCACAUCAUGCGCAACGAGCUGCUCGACUCGUCGAGCCCAAUGAAGCUACUGCGCCACUUUCCGCCGCUCAAUGCGCGUCAGAUUAUCCAGGUGACCGUCAGCAUGGCCCGAGACGUGCCCGAGGACCUGUACGAGGAGCUCGUCAAGCACCCUUACCACCCGGACAGCGUCGCCGGCAUGCUCUGA
Molecule: messenger RNA, 882 nt
Organism: Pseudozyma flocculosa PF-1
Lineage: Eukaryota; Fungi; Basidiomycota; Ustilaginomycetes; Ustilaginales; Ustilaginaceae
Exons: 5
Coding region: 1-882 (293 amino acids)
Biological process (GO): activation of GTPase activity
Molecular function (GO): GTPase activator activity
Source: RefSeq, a predicted model, not a curated record